AUGUUAAAGGACACCGAGUUUCUAUUGCAUCAAGCCUCGCGGCUUGGCGACGUAUCGCGAGCUGAGGAGAUCCUACAGCUUUCUCCCCAGCAAGCAUUUGUGCAGGACUGUGAUGGGCGACUGCCAAUACACUGGGCGGCAUCAUCGAAUAGCGUAGAUGUUGUUCGAUUACUCGUAGGCCUCUCAGGUUUCGACCCAGAUACCCAGGAUGCCAGUGGCUGGUCCCCGUUAAUGAUUGCUGCGAACGUCUUGAAUUCCGAUCAAAUUAUGUCACUUUUACUUGCCAAGGGUGCAGAUAUCAAUCAACAGAGUAGGCAAUACUGA
This is a messenger RNA of Parascedosporium putredinis, 324 nucleotides long. Lineage: Eukaryota; Fungi; Ascomycota; Sordariomycetes; Microascales; Microascaceae. The record is from the annotation of a GenBank genome assembly.